AUGUCGCCGCCCGAUGACGACGGCCGCCCGAUGCAGUCGACCUCCCGCUCCCCGCUCGACGGCAGCUCAGACAGCGACGCCUCCAUGCAGCUUGACUCCGAUAUCGACGUCGAUAUCAAGAAGGACCCCGAUGCCGAUGCUGAGGGUGAGGAGGUCGACGAGGAGGAGACCCAGCCUGUUGCCAAGACCAAUGGCCACAGUUCACCAUAUAUAAAGAACGGAGUUAUCAAGGACGAAGAAUCGGGUUACUCAGAUGAGCCUGAAGACGACGAUGAGGACGCGUCGUACGCAGACGAGGAGUAUGGGUCCUCUAAGAAGAAGGCUCCGAAGAAGAAGGCCCCGUCGAGGCCGAAGCCAAAGGUGACAACUCGACAUUCUGGGUCUGACUCCGAUUCGGACUAUGGCUCGAAGUCGAAGAAGAAAAAGAAGGCGAAGGCGAACGAAAUACGCGUGUCUAGCAGAGGCGGUAGAAUCCCAAACUAUGUGGACGACGUCCAAGACUUCGAGCAAUUCGACGAAGACGUUCCCGAAGGGACAUACGUCGACGCUGUCACUGAGGAUUACGAUGAAAUCGAGGCUGUUCUGGGACACUGUCGAGACGAGGGACACGAGGACGACCCUGCGGACGACUGGACGCGGAACAUUCGCUUCCACAUAAAGUGGAAGAACUUCUCGCAUUUGCACAAUACCGACGAAGUCUAUGAGUUUUUGAAGAGAUACAAGGGUAUUAAGCGGGUAGACAACUACAUCAAGGCGUACAAGACAUACCAGGAGCGCCUCAGGUCACCCGAGACCUCUCGUGAGGAGAAGGAGGGCCUUCUACUCGCUAAGGAGCGCGAGAAAGAGGAGCUCGAAACAUACAAGAUCGCUGACCGUGUCGUCGCCCAGCGCGAGACGAGCAGUGGCGCGGUCGAGUACUUCUGCAAGUGGACGAACCUCAACUACGACCAUUGCACAUGGGAACUGCUCGAGGAGAUUCGGUCUAACGCGAAAGACCAGCUCGAGGCGUUCAGGAAGCGCGAGGCAGAAGCGAAGUUCCCUUACAAGAGCAUCAGCUACCCGCGCCAUGCACGACCAACUUUCCAGAAGAUCAAGGAAGACCCCGAGUAUCUGACAGUGACGGGUGGAGAGCUCAAAGACUUCCAGCUCACGGGCCUGAACUGGCUCGCCUAUCUCUGGAGCAAGGGCGAGAAUGGUAUCUUGGCUGACGAGAUGGGUCUGGGCAAGACGGUACAGACGGUGUCGUUCUUGUCGUACCUAUUCCACGAAUUGCGGCAGUAUGGCCCGUUCCUUGUCAUUGUCCCGCUGUCGACGAUCACAGCUUGGGAGAUGCAAUUCGCGACCUGGGCGCCUGAUCUGAACGUCAUUAAGUACACCGGUACCGCCUUUGCACGGGAGGUCAUCAGGAAAUACGAGUUUGGGCCCUCAAACAAGAAGCUCAAGAUGAAUGUGCUUCUGACGACCUACGAAAUCACAUUGCGUGAUUCGAAGGAACUCGGGGAUAUCAAGUGGCAGGUGCUUGCUGUUGAUGAGGCACACCGACUCAAGAACUCCGAGAGUCAGCUCUAUGAGGCGUUGAGGUCGUUCCCGGCCGCCUCGAAGUUGCUCAUUACAGGCACUCCGCUGCAGAACAACGUGAAAGAGCUCUUGUCGUUGAUGCACUUCCUCAUGCCGGAGAAGUUCCAGCUCUCCAACGAGUUUGACCUCGCGGAUGCUGACCAUGAGGAGAAGAUCAAGGAACUGCACAAACAGCUCGAGUCGCUGAUGCUUCGCCGACUAAAGCGCGAUGUCCUCACGUCAAUGCCUUCGAAGAGCGAGCGCAUCCUCCGUGUCGAGAUGAGUGGGCUCCAGACGCACUUCUAUAAGAACAUCUUGACGAAGAACUUCCAAGGCCUGGUCAAGAGUGCCAAUGGCAAUAGCAACAUCAGCUUGCUGAAUAUCGUCAUGGAGUUGAAGAAGGCGGCGAACCACCCGUACCUAUUCGACGGUGCCGAGGGGAAGACUGAUAACGAGGAAGAGACACUGAAAGGCCUCGUCAUGAGCAGCGGAAAGAUGGUGCUGCUCGACAAGUUGCUGGCUCGACUGCGGCAGGAUGGACACCGUGUCCUCAUUUUCAGCCAGAUGGUCCGGAUGCUUGAUAUCCUUAGUGACUAUAUGGUCAUGCGAAGCUACCCGCAUCAACGACUCGACGGCAUGAUCUCUUCUGAACUCCGCAAGAAGGCCAUUGCGCACUUUAAUGCGCCGGGCUCAACAGACUUCGCGUUCCUUCUCUCGACACGCGCAGGAGGUCUGGGUAUCAAUCUCGAGACCGCCGACACGGUGAUCAUAUUUGACAGCGACUGGAACCCGCAGAACGACCUGCAGGCCAUGGCGCGGGCACACCGUAUCGGCCAGAAGUCGCACGUCAGCGUGUACCGCUUCGUGAGCAAGGACACCAUGGAGGAGGACAUGCUGGAGCGUGCCAAGAAGAAGAUGGUGCUGGAGUAUGCCAUCAUCAAUCAGAUGGACACGUCGCAAGCGCACCUCAGCUCGAAGGCGACGACUACGAAGGACCCAUCGAAGCCCAACGACUUGAGCAAGGACGAGCUCCAUGCUGUGCUCAAGUACGGUGCGCAGAAGAUCUUCGACAAGGAUGACACUGACCAGUCGAAGAAACUCGACGAGAUGGACUUAGACGACAUCCUCAACCGCGCCGAGGCUCACGAGACUGUCGCAUCCUCCGCUGACGGCGCUUCACUGGGUGGCGAAGGCUUCCUGGCACAGUUUGCCAACAUCAGCGACGUGAAGAACGACAUGGCCUGGGAGGACAUCAUCCCCGCUGAGGCCCGGCAACAGUUUGAGAGUGAAGAGGACCAGCGGAGAGCAGAGGAGCUCGCUGCCGAGGAGACGAAGGACCGGAAACGGUCUCAUGCCCAAGUGUCGUACGAGGGUAUGGACGUCGACCACGCCCCUUCGCAACCCCCCCUCAAGAAGCCGAAGCAUCCUGCUCCUCAACGCAAGUCUGCGAGUCAGAAGGCCCUCGAGCUCAAAGAGCGCGACGUCCGUGUCCUCAUCCGGAGUUUACAGCGGUGGGGCGACAUCCGGCAGCGGUACGACGUCAUCGUCACCGAGGCCAAACUUCAGGACAAGAACCGCGGUAUGAUCAUGGAUACCUCCGAUGAGAUUGUCGAUCUUUGUUCCCGGGCAGUCGACGAGAGCAACGCCGAGAAGCGGUCGCGCAUGGCUGCCGGUGAGACCCUGACGAAUGCUCAGAAGAGCAAGGCGGUGCUGGUCACGUACAAGAACGUCGGCAACAUCAAUGCGGAGACGGUAGUCUCGAGACACCGCGAGCUGCGCAUCCUGUACGACUACCUCAAGGAUGUCCCGGACGUAUACCAGUGGCAGAUCCCGGUGGACAACAUUCGUCCCACGCUCAACUGGUCUGGUCGAUGGGGACCCCAAGAGGACUCCAUGCUCCUAGUUGGCGCAUAUGUGUACGGCUUCGGCAACUGGGAGGCCAUGGCUAAGGACCCCGGGCUAGGGCUCGACGGCAAGUUCUUCUUGGAAGAGGGCAAAAAAGGCGAGGACGCUUCGACGAAGCCCAUUCCUAAUGCCAUCCACCUGGUCCGACGAGGAGACUACCUGCUCAGCCAGCUGCGGGAGCAUGACGAGAAGAUCAAGGCGAUCACGACGACGCUGCACCGCAAAGGCGCGUCUCUUGGCAUGUCCGCAUCUCCACCGCCGCCAAUCGCUUCGUCGUCGUACUCAAACGGCCUGAAGCGGAGGGCAGAGAGCGAGGCGGUUGCCUCUGUUGAUGAGGGAAGCACGAAGAGAAGGAAGCGGCGCCCAACGCCGACUUUCACCGACUCUUCUUCCUCUGACGAAUGUCCAUCCAUGGAUGAGGCAGCGACGAAGGAAGAGUUGCGACCCGUGAAGAAGCAACUGAAAAACCUCAAACUCUCUGGAGGUGAUAUGCCACGGGACGAGAAGGUUACCAUCCUCAAAGAAUCGCUGGCCGCUAUCGGCAAGCGAAUAGAGGCGGUUCUUGUCCAGAAGCAAACUGCUGGUGAAGACCGCGAUAGAUGGCGUAGACACUUGUGGACUUUCGUGACCUUGUUCUGGCCAAAGAAGGUGAAGGCGGGGAAGCUUGAAGAGAUUCACGCCAAGAUGGUCAUGAAGGAGAGCGCACCGCGUGCGUCGUCGAGCGAUGGCCCAAGCGCUGCCAAGAAGCCACGCUUGAGCUCGGGAUCGACCACGGUUUCUCGGAAUGGCGGUUCUGCGAUCCCAUCGUCGUCCACGACAACAUCGCUCGCGAACAACAAGUACCGAUGACGUCGUGCUGGACGUCGACGCUCUCGCUCGUGCUCUUCUGCUGCUGCUUACAGGACUACCACAAUUAUCGUACUGUCUAGCUUACGUCCGGUCCACAUUACAGUCCGCCUAUUAUACUCGCCUGUACAGUAUUCUUAUUUUCCGUGCUCUCAGUCUGUCUCAGUGAUCCUCUUUUGCUUUGGUGCUCCUGUGUCGUUGGUAUAGCCCGUAGUUACUCUCUCUGGUCAAUUUGUACAACACGCAUACCUCACUCGAAACGAUGAAACCCUGCUUUGUUCUGUUCA
This is a messenger RNA of Rhodofomes roseus, 4595 nucleotides long. Its product is annotated as SNF2 family N-terminal domain-containing protein. Gene Ontology annotation, cellular component: nucleus; chromatin. The coding region runs from base 1 to 4311 and encodes 1436 amino acids. Gene Ontology annotation, molecular function: ATP hydrolysis activity; histone binding; chromatin binding. Lineage: Eukaryota; Fungi; Basidiomycota; Agaricomycetes; Polyporales; Fomitopsidaceae. The record is from RefSeq and is a predicted model, not a curated record. The transcript is spliced from 18 exons. Gene Ontology annotation, biological process: nucleosome organization; regulation of transcription by RNA polymerase II.